Molecule: messenger RNA, 810 nt
Organism: Perkinsus marinus ATCC 50983
Lineage: Eukaryota; Perkinsozoa; Perkinsida; Perkinsidae
Product: Thioredoxin domain-containing protein 1 precursor, putative
Exons: 7
Coding region: 20-775 (251 amino acids)
Biological process (GO): response to endoplasmic reticulum stress
Cellular component (GO): endoplasmic reticulum lumen
Molecular function (GO): protein-disulfide reductase activity; protein disulfide isomerase activity
Source: RefSeq, a predicted model, not a curated record
AGUUGUCCAGGCUCCUGAAAUGUUAGCAACCAAGCUCUUUGUUUUGCCGAUUAUUCCUCUAUUGGGUAUCCUUUGUAACUCCAUAACGGAAGCUCAUGAAUUCAGACAGGGCAGCAAGCUGAGAAUACUGACUGAUGAGACCUUCGAGCACGACACACAGGCGUCGACUGGCAGCACUACUGGUCCGUGGUUCGUUAUGUUUUACGCUCCAUGGUGUGGUCAUUGCCAAAAGCUCUUACCAACAUGGGAGGAUCUUGCAGAUGAAAUGUAUGGUCGAGUGAAUGUAGCUGCAGUUGACGUUAUGGCAAAUACUGAAGUUGGAUCUAGGUUUACGAUAAAGAGGUUGCCUACUCUGUAUAUGAUCAAUCAGAGCAAGAUAUAUCGGUAUGGAGGGCAGAGAACCUUAGAGGCUCUCUCCAAGUUUGCCAGCUCUCCCGAGGUCUAUGCCACUGAAGCCACCGAAGCCAUGGAUGUCCCCCCGCCCCCUAGUGGGUUGAAGCAUGCCUGGGCGCAAGUGGAGAGACUUAUCCAGUCGAAGUUUGUCACAGAUCACCCUAUCAUUGUUGCUCUGUGCUUCUCUGGUUCUAUGUUUUUGCUUAUGGCGAUAAGUGCUUAUGCGCUAUUCUUGUGCACGAACGUGUCGGAUGCGGAUGCCGAGGCCGAACUCCGUAGGCAGCUCAAAGUCGAGAAGAAUAAGCAAAGCGGUGCCCCAGCAGAGGAGCGCACAGAGGGAAAGGCUAGCGAUGAUGUCAGUGAGAGCAAAAAGGAGAAGUAGAUCUGAAUUGUGCCCUAAGUCAUUUCUCCAAACUA